UUCGCAAAAGAGGGAAGUUCGCUGUUGUCACUUUACAAAGGAGAACGUUUUCUGAUAGUGAAUUUGAACACAACAUACAGACCCUGCCCCAAUAGCACCAUGUCCCAGGCCCAGACCCAGGCGGGGUCCAUGGCUGGCCUAAAGCCCCAGGAGGUAGCUUUCUGGCUGGGGAAGGCAGUGGAAUGGGGCCAGGCUGAGAGCCCAGACACCCAGAGAGACACCUGCCUCCACAUGGGCCCUCUCAGGGCCUUCCUCCAGCUCCUCCUCACACACAUACCCACAUGGAGCUCCACCACAGAGACCAUGAGGACUGUUCCCUUCAUAGGCCAGUUCCUCGGCCGCCUCUGCUGGAACCCUUAUGUCACUGCUGAUGCUGAGAGCCGCUCGCUCCUGUUCCAGAGUCUGUGGAGUCUGUAUUCAGAGGAACCUCACAACGCUGUCGAGAGGAAGGCCAACCAGUGGAUACGGAAUUUGUUAUGUCAGCUUGCUACAGAAGAAGAGGACAGUGCAACAUAUGUGUUACUGAAACAUAUGGGCCUGCCACCAAAGGAAUACAAUUUAAAGGUUCUAAGAAAGAUGGUGUGGUUGCUAGUGGAGGAGGUUGGGGAGAGCUGCAGCAGUUUGGCUGACCCUAACCAGAGGUGUUCGUGUGACAGUGUUCUUGCUGCAUCAGUGGCAUGUGUCCCCCUGGUCACAUGUCCUGAGACUGCUCCUCUCAUUGGUGCGUUGCUGCAGCGGCCGGUGACCUGCGAUAAGGCAGCCCUCAGCCAGGACUUCCUUGAUGCUGUAAGCUCCGCCUACUCCAGAAAGUGUGUGUCUCUGGAGGCCCAGGCGGUGGUGUCUCUGUGGUGCCAUAGCCUGGCCAGCCUAGAGGGGGCAGUGAUGUCUCUACUGGACUCUGUGCUCUCCAACCCAGCCUCCAUACCGCACAACCUAGAGCACACCAUCACUCACUCACUACUGCCUAAAGCCUGCUCCCAGCACGGCUCCAUAUUCUUAAUAGUGAACGACAUCUUCAGGUCCAUGCUGGUGCAGGUGGAGGGGAACCAGACUGUGCUCUCUCUCAUCCACACCUUCACUCUCUGCUUCCUCAGGGAACUGGCAGCCAUGCAGCCUCAAGAGUGUGUGUCCUUGAAGGCCUUCUUCCCACACACACCCCAGAGCUUACUGGCCCCUCUGCUGACCCAUCCUUCAGAUAUGGCCCAGGAGGCGUGGCCAGAACACCUGGCCUGGGUCACUGCAUCAUUACAGAGACUCACUGAGGAAGAGGAGGAAGAGGAAGGCAACAGGGGUCAGUGUGGAGUGUUUGAGGCAUGGUUCCUGCUGGUGCAGUGUGCUAACUGGGUGGAGGUGGCCAGCCAGCUACUGGUCUCAGCCAGACCCCAGGACUGUGGCCCCCUGCUGUGGCUCCUCACCUUCUACCACCACCCUACCAACCAGGGGCACCACCGGACACAGCAGCUAGUGGCAGCCAGAGCAGUCUGGGAUCACCUGAGGUCACUCUUCCUGCUCUCAGCUCCUCCUCUUCCUGCUGACCAACUGCAGUUAUUGGUUGAGCUGAUGUCAGCCGUCCCCCAGCAGCCGUCCCUGGACUCGCUAUUGGUCGCCAGCCUCCUGGUCAACUUUGCAGUUUUCUCCCACAACCCCCUGAGUGGUGCCAGGGAGAUAGUCCACAUGGUGGUGCAGCAGUCAGGGCUGGUCCGUGAAGCAGUGUGUGUUCUCAACAUGGUUGAGCUCAGACUAAACAGAGAGAGAUCUUCCUGCAGCCUCACUGACAGAGUUAAGCCCAGGACCAGGGCUCUUCACGACACACUCACACACAUGGCACAACACGACACACACACACACAUGGUACAACAUGACACACACACAGACACACAGCCACUAUGGCAGCGAUGGGAUACACACACAGCCGUGCCAGGCUGCUCCACCAACCAGACGCUAUGACACUGACAGGAUACACACACAGCCGUGCCAGGCUGCUCCACCAACCAGACGCUAUGACACUGACAGGAUACACACACAGCGGUGCCAGGCUGCUCCACCAACCAGACGCUAUGACACUGACAGGAUACACACACAGCCGUGCCAGGCUGCUCCACCAACCAGACGCUAUGACACUGACAGGAUACACACACACACAGAUGCUACAGAUACGACAGUCACAACUAGACACACACACGUAUCAGGACACACGCUUAGCUGUGCAAGAGCACAAGUCAUAAAACGUGCCCUAACCCUCCCACUCAUAUAAUUGCCUCAGAACACAUUCCUCUAAUUACACACAUAUGGGGAAACAUCCAUUUGUUUGAAGGGAAAUGACAUGGAACAACACCUGAUAUGGACACAAUGUUUUUCUCUACAGAAUGACUCUACACCAAUGAUACUGAAUUGUAUAGUACCAACCUAUACUAAAGAAAUGUGAUGUCAACCCUUCUUCAACUCUCAUUAUGAAUAUGGAAAUAUUUAUAAUUUGUUAAUACAAUCAGAGUAAUGGUCUAUAA
Molecule: messenger RNA, 2504 nt
Organism: Coregonus clupeaformis (lake whitefish)
Lineage: Eukaryota; Metazoa; Chordata; Actinopteri; Salmoniformes; Salmonidae
Gene: fancc
Product: FA complementation group C
Exons: 15
Coding region: 100-1947 (615 amino acids)
Biological process (GO): interstrand cross-link repair; cellular response to oxidative stress; nucleotide-excision repair
Cellular component (GO): Fanconi anaemia nuclear complex
Source: RefSeq, a predicted model, not a curated record